Rosa rugosa (rugosa rose) is the source of this 1275-nucleotide messenger RNA. RefSeq lists its product as uncharacterized. The record is from RefSeq and is a predicted model, not a curated record. NCBI's taxonomy places the organism in Eukaryota, Viridiplantae, Streptophyta, Magnoliopsida, Rosales, Rosaceae. The transcript has 3 exons. Bases 148 to 1110 code for a protein of 320 amino acids. Gene Ontology annotation, molecular function: hydrolase activity.
AGUUAAUGACAAAGUUCCUAAAUUGUCACUUCGUUUUUAUCUCUUCCAGCUGUAUCAGUGGACGGACUCUUUGUGCGGCCAUAUAUCAUCACUCUCCAUUGUCACUCGAUUCAUAAACCAUCGACGAGGAGAGAAAGAAGAAGAGAUAUGGAGGGAGUAGAGCACAGAACAGUCAAAGUCAACGGCAUCAACAUGCACGUAGCCGUGAAAGGCCAAGGCCCGGUGGUGCUACUCCUCCACGGCUUCCCGGAGCUCUGGUACUCAUGGAGGCACCAAAUCCAGACCCUGGCCUCGCUCGGCUACCGAGCCAUCGCGCCGGACCUCCGCGGCUUCGGCGACACCGACGCGCCGGCCGACUCGUCGAGCUACACUUGCUUCCACGUGGUGGGAGAUCUCGUGGCGCUAUUGGACGCCGUCGUCGGCGACCAGGAGAAGGUGUUCGUGAUCGGGCACGACUGGGGUGCACUCAUGGCUUGGUAUCUCGGCCUGUUUCUGCCGGACCGAGUCAAGGCUCUGGUCAACUUGAGCGUGCAAUUCUUUCCUAGAAAUCCUCAGAUGAAGUUUGUUGAAUCCAUGAAAGCUGCUUAUGGGAACGACUAUUAUAUUUGCAGAUUUCAGGAGCCUGGAGAGAUAGAAGCCGAGUUCGCCCAAAUUGGUACUGCAAGAGUUAUUAGGGAAUUCUUGACCUUUCGCCACCCUGGUCCGCUUUUCCUCCCUAAAGGUAAACUCUUUGGACAUCCCCCAGAUGCUCCGAUCCCCUUGCCAAGUUGGUUGUCUGAGGAUGAUGUUAACUACUACGUCAGCAAAUUUGAGAAGAAGGGCUUCACUGGUGGCUUAAACUACUACCGAAACCUUGACCGAAAUUGGGAACUCCUUGCACCCUGGACUGGCGCUCAAGUGAAAGUUCCAGUUAAGUUCAUUGUGGGAGACCAAGACCUAGUUUAUAAUUCUCUUGGCGCCAAGGAUUUCAUACACAAUGGCGGGUUCAAGAAAUAUGUGCCGUUCUUGGAAGAGGUGGUUGUAAUGGAAGGAGUUGCCCAUUUUAACAAUCAAGAAAAGGCCGAUGAAAUCAGUGAACACAUUCACGACUUCAUCAAGAAAUUCGAGUAAUGCAUUGCAUCUCCCUGUGUAUUGUGUGUCAGUUUGUUGUGUUCUUGUACCGCUGCUACCAGUGUUUAUGUUCUGUAUUCGAGUCUUGCCUGUCACUUUUGAUGGCUAGCUACUAGCAAGCUGUUGUGGUCAAUAAUCAUACCAGAAUUGACUUUCAUUGGUUCA